AUGAAUAACGAAUACGAUUAUUUAUUUAAAUUAUUAUUGAUUGGUGAUUCUGGUGUUGGUAAAUCCAGUUUGUUGUUAAGAUUUGCUGAUGAUACAUAUACACCAGAUUACAUUUCAACCAUUGGUGUUGAUUUCAAAAUCAGAACUAUUGAAUUAGAUGGCAAAACUAUUAAAUUACAAAUCUGGGAUACUGCGGGUCAAGAAAGAUUCAGAACCAUCACCUCUUCUUACUAUAGAGGUGCACAUGGUAUCAUUAUUGUUUAUGAUGUAACUGAUCAAGAAUCAUUCAACAAUGUUAAACAAUGGUUACAAGAAAUUGACCGUUAUGCCACCGGUGGAGUAAUGAAGUUGUUGGUUGGUAACAAAGCCGAUUUGUCUGAUAAGAAAGUUGUUGAAUACACAGCUGCUAAAGAAUUUGCUGAUGCUUUGGACAUUCCAUUUUUGGAAACUUCCGCCUUAUCUUCUACAAAUGUUGAACAGGCAUUCUACACAAUGGCAAGACAAAUAAAGGCUCAAAUGACUAGUAAUGCCAAUUCAGGAAACGCUGCCAAUGCCAAGGGUAAAUCCAAUGUCAACUUGAGAGGUGAAUCCUUGACUUCCAACCAAUCCAAUUCUUGUUGUUAA
Molecule: messenger RNA, 624 nt
Organism: Candida tropicalis MYA-3404
Lineage: Eukaryota; Fungi; Ascomycota; Pichiomycetes; Serinales; Debaryomycetaceae
Gene: YPT1
Product: Rab family GTPase
Exons: 1
Coding region: 1-624 (207 amino acids)
Biological process (GO): protein secretion; regulation of exocytosis
Molecular function (GO): GTP binding; GTPase activity
Source: RefSeq, a predicted model, not a curated record